Messenger RNA from Phacochoerus africanus (Common warthog), 1295 nucleotides. RefSeq names its product calreticulin 3 (gene CALR3). Lineage: Eukaryota; Metazoa; Chordata; Mammalia; Artiodactyla; Suidae. The record is from RefSeq and is a predicted model, not a curated record. Gene Ontology annotation, molecular function: calcium ion binding. Gene Ontology annotation, biological process: protein folding. The coding region runs from base 63 to 1217 and encodes 384 amino acids. Gene Ontology annotation, cellular component: endoplasmic reticulum; endoplasmic reticulum membrane. The transcript is spliced from 9 exons.
CCGGCGCUCAGUGGAGACCUCGGCUCUAGGGGGCGGUUAGGAGAAUUGGACGCGCACCCUCCAUGGCUGCGGCUUGUGUCGCGCUCUGGGUAGUCUGUGUGCUGCGAGUGACGCUGGCCACUGUCUACUUCCAGGAGGAAUUUCUAGAUGGAGAGCGCUGGAGGAACCGAUGGGUGCAGUCCAGCAAUGACUCCCAAUUUGGGCAUUUUAGACUCUCGUCCGGGAAAUUUUAUGGUCAUAAAGAGAAAGACAAAGGUCUGCAAACCACUCAAAACAGCCGCUUCUAUGCCAUCUCUGCACGGUUCAAACCAUUUAGCAACAAAGGGAAAAAUCUGAUCAUUCAGUACACAGUGAAACAUGAGCAGAAGAUGGACUGUGGAGGGGGCUACAUUAAAAUCUUCCCUGCAGACGUGGAUCAGAAAAACCUGAAUGGAAAAUCCCAGUACUAUAUUAUGUUUGGACCCGAUAUUUGUGGAUUUGAUAUCAAGAAAGUUCAUGUUAUUUUACAUUUCAAGAAUCAGUAUCACUCAAACAAAAAAUCAAUCAGGUGUAAGGUUGAUGGUUUUACCCACCUCUACACUCUGAUUCUAAGACCAGACCUCACUUACGAAGUGAAAAUUGAUGGUCAGUCAAUUGAAUCCGGCAGCAUAGAGUAUGACUGGCAAUUAACAUCACUGAAAAAGAUGGAGAAGGCUUCGGCAGAGUCUAAGGACUGGGACCAGGCUACAGAGAAACCCCAGGACUGGGAGAAGCAUUUUCUGGAUGCUGGUGCCAGCAAGCCGAGCGACUGGAACAGCGAACUGGAUGGGGACUGGCAGGCGCCUAUGCUGCAGAAACCUCCAUACCAGGAUGGCCUGAAACCAGAAGGUAUAGACAAAGAUAUUUGGCUCCAUCAGAAGAUGAAACACACCAACUAUUUGACGGAAUAUGAUCUCUCAGAAUUUGAGAAUAUUGGUGCCAUCGGACUGGAGCUUUGGCAGGUGAGAUCCGGAACCAUCUUCGAUAACUUCCUGAUCACAGAUGAUGAAGAGUAUGCUGAGAACUUCGGCAAGGCCACCUGGGGUGAAACCAAGGACCCAGAAAGGGAGAUGGAUGCCAUACAGGCCAAGGAAGAAGUGAAGAAGGCCCGAGAGGAAGAUGAGGAAGAUUUUCAGAUGGGCAGGUUUAAUGGGCAAGAAAAUAACUUCAGAAGAUUCUACAGGAGGAAUGAACUUUAGUCAUCCCCACCCCAGAUAAAGAUGGACUGGUAAAAUCUGGUUUCUACUUUAAUCUACACUUAAAAGCUCAAAUGUCUA